UUUAGAUAGAUAUUUUCUGAGUCAGGUUGCCAGUUUUGUUUUCUAUUAAUUUUCUUCUGAAUGCUAUGCAGACUGCAUCAAGGCCAUAUUGAUAUAUAGACUGCAUAGCAUUCAGACGGGUUGGCAAUUGAAAGUCUGACCGUGUCAGUGUCAGUGUAUGAAAUACUUGUUUGGCUAAUAGGUACUUUAACUUACCACUACCUACUGACCUGCUACCUAGCCACUGAACCUAUGCCUACAUCAUGAGACGGGUCCAGCUCUAAACUCUGACAAUUAUGAGCCUUCAUGCAAUGAGACUGCUGACUGCUGGGACCAGGUUCCUGGUCGGACCGGCCAGGCCCACACAGCUCAGUCACCUGCUGAGUAGUGUAGCUGGUCCCAGCGCACGCAGCAGACAGAAGGAGCGCCGUGACACACGCCGUGAGCUGCAGGAGCGCGCCGAGCAGCUGCUGCUCGCCACUGCCUCAGCGGCGCGGCCGCCGAGUGGCGCCGACUGGGAGCGCGCGGUGGCCGAGUACCGGCGCCUCGUGCCGUCCGCCAGUCCCCACGCUGUCGACCACCGGGCACUGGCCGCCUGCCGGCUGCCGGACGGCGGCGUGGCGCUCCCGGCGGCCAUCUCCCUGCUCCGACACCGUCAGGAGCAGGGCACCGUGCCGCCCGCCAACCUCGCCCUCUUUCUCGAGCUGCUGGCCUCGUGUGACGCCGCCGCGCGCGACGCCGCCGAGCCGGAGACGCUGGCGGCGCACGCGGCGCUGAGCGCGGCGCCGCUGGACCGUGUGAGCGCCACACGGGCCGCGGUCGGUCUCUGCGCCACCCGGCACUGGCGGCUGGCGGUGCCACUGCUGACUGUGGCGCGGCGCAGCGGCCCGCCGCCCCGCACCGCGCUCUCGGCGCUGGCAGCGGCGGCGCUGCGGGCCGGAGAGGACGCCCUCGGCUGGGAGGUGCUCGAGGAGCUGUCUGCCCUCCGGUUGCGGCCGACUGAUGACGCGCUGGACACCUGGCUGGAGCGCUGUGAGACGAGGGCGCGCGCUGAGGCGCGGCUGGAGCUCCGCGGUGAUCGGCCGGGGGAACGGCGCACAGAGGUCGGACCGGCGGCCGAGUCGGCCGAGCAGAUGGUGCUCCGGCUGCUGGAGUUCCUCUCCGACAGCGGGGUGAUACUGAGUGAGGGCCAGGUGGUGAGACUGCGGGACCUGUGCACACAGCGGCUGGCGCGGCCGUGGGUCGGCGAGGCCACCCAGGUGUCCAGCAGAGGUCGCUGCGAGCACUGCGGGCUGCACCUCCCGCCCGACCGUCUCAGCGUCGCCGAUUUCCGCGAGGUGCGCGACGCCCUGGAGCGGCGCGUGCUGAUCGGCGAGGACGUGUUCCAGACGUCCACUCCUGAGGAGGUGGAGCGCUUCAGGAGCUUCGUGGAGCGCACGGCGCCCUAUGACGUGGUGGUGGACGGCCUGAAUGUGGGCUUGGCGACCGCCGGCGUCCGGGGCGGCGCUCCCCUCUCAGCUGCGCUGGUGCAGGUGGUGGAUCAUUUCGCCGUGCAGCAGGGUAAGAAGGUACUCGUGGUCGGCCGGUACCACAUGCGUGGCUGGAAGAAGGCCGACAUGGGCUACGUCAAGAGGCACGCCCUUCUCUUCACCGCCGACAACAUGUCUUCGGACGAUGCGUUUCUUCUGUACGCCGUGAUGCACUCUCACCCUGGCACGCAGUUUGUGACGCGCGACUUCUUCCGAGACCACGCCGCCCGGCUGCCCGACGAGACGCGCUCCAAGUUCAACCGGCUGAUCCGCACCAACCGGCUGGCUGUGGAGGGCGUCACGCGCAACGGAAACCUCAACAUCAAGAUGCCGAUCGUACACUCUGUGCAGGCGCAGUGUGACCCGGCCGGCCGGUGGCACGUGCCGUUCUGUGACCCGGCCCAGGUCAGCUUCAGCACGGCCACGCCCAGUCCGACUCAGCCGGUCACCGAUAGGUGGCUCUGCCUGCAGCCGCCGCCGCCGCACCGGUGACGACUCGCCUCAGAGUUAGGACGCACUGUGUGAUACCUGUUCAUGAUUGAUAAAGCGUUUCUUUUGAGGCGUGUCAGCUCGAUUGCUCAACGGAGAAAUAGAUAAAACGAUGUUCGAUUGAGUGACCAUGUUAGCUGCUGUCGGUGUCAAGUUUUUGUAAGGUGUGUGAGCUUCGUCAUUGCGUCUGUGCGAUACCUCGAGCUCCACUGAGCUGCGCUGCUCGAGUUAGUUGACGUUACAUUUUGGAACGCCCUUCCCUGGGUGUGAUGAACUCCGUGACGUGGUGAUGUUUGCAACGUCGCGUUUUAUAUGACGUCAGUCAUGUUGUAAGCGUUUUUGCCUUGUUGCUCGGAAGGUGAUAUUUUUUUUCUUCAGGUUCACUGCGAGUGUCCGAGACGAUUAGAGCUCAGUCAAAUAAACAGUUUCGGAUAUAGCUAAGAAAUCGUGACCGAGCAGUUUUCAGACUAGGUCUUUGAUGCUUGGAUUUGAAAUGUUAUAAAUUGUCCGUUUAAAUGAACGAAAGCAUAAAUAUAUUAUGUUGAACACUG
This is a messenger RNA of Amphibalanus amphitrite, 2548 nucleotides long. Its product is annotated as mitochondrial ribonuclease P catalytic subunit-like. The transcript is spliced from 6 exons. Gene Ontology annotation, cellular component: mitochondrial ribonuclease P complex; mitochondrion. Bases 276 to 2000 code for a protein of 574 amino acids. Gene Ontology annotation, molecular function: ribonuclease P activity; protein binding. Gene Ontology annotation, biological process: mitochondrial tRNA 5'-end processing; tRNA 5'-leader removal. The record is from RefSeq and is a predicted model, not a curated record. Lineage: Eukaryota; Metazoa; Arthropoda; Thecostraca; Balanomorpha; Balanidae.